Molecule: messenger RNA, 1011 nt
Organism: Mus caroli (Ryukyu mouse)
Lineage: Eukaryota; Metazoa; Chordata; Mammalia; Rodentia; Muridae
Gene: Fkbp3
Product: FKBP prolyl isomerase 3
Molecular function (GO): peptidyl-prolyl cis-trans isomerase activity
Source: RefSeq, a predicted model, not a curated record
CUGACUCCGAAAGGCGGAGGCCCCACCCCUAGAGCGUGGCGUAAACCCGGGCCACGCCCUGAGGGCGGGACCGCGCCGGAUUGAGGCGGGCUGGCUCAGUGCAGCAGCAGCAGCGGGGGAAGAUGGCGGCGGCUGUUCCGCAGCGUGCAUGGACCGUGGAGCAGCUGCGCAGCGAGCAGCUGCCCAAGAAGGACAUUAUCAAGUUUCUGCAGGAUCACGGUUCAGAUUCGUUUCUUGCAGAGCAUAAAUUACUGGGAAACAUAAAAAAUGUAGCCAAGACUGCUAAUAAGGACCAUUUGGUUAAUGCCUAUAAUCAUCUUUUUGAAAGUAAGCGUUUCAAGGGUACUGAAACUACAAGUAAAGUGUCUGACCAGGUGAAGAAUGUGAAGCUUAGUGACGAUAAACCCAAAGACUCCAAGUCUGAAGAGACUCUUGAUGAGGGUCCACCAAAAUACACAAAAUCUAUUCUAAAAAAGGGAGAUAAAACCAACUUUCCUAAAAAGGGGGAUGUUGUUCACUGCUGGUAUACUGGGACACUCCCAGAUGGGACUGUUUUUGAUACUAACAUUCAAACAAGUUCAAAGAAGAAGAAAAAUGCCAAGCCUUUAAGUUUUAAGGUCGGAGUAGGCAAGGUUAUCAGAGGAUGGGAUGAAGCGCUCUUGACUAUGAGUAAAGGAGAAAAGGCUCGACUGGAGAUUGAACCAGAAUGGGCCUAUGGAAAGAAAGGACAGCCCGAUGCCAAAAUUCCACCAAACACCAAGCUCAUUUUUGAAGUGGAAUUAGUAGAUAUUGACUGAAACCAGUACUUCAGAUCGGACAUCAGCAAACAUAAAAAUGAGCUGUGGCUAAUUAGAGCUUGUAAGGGAAGAGUCAACUGGAAAAUUUAGAAACAUAAUCCCUUUAAGUCUCAGAUAUUUUCCUACGGCUAUGUAAAGUAUUCAAGAGAGCUGCUUUCCUUUUACCUCCUAAUCUAAAAGGCUCAAUAAAAAUGUCAUGGAUUGUCUUGACUUA